Molecule: messenger RNA, 4358 nt
Organism: Doryrhamphus excisus (bluestripe pipefish)
Lineage: Eukaryota; Metazoa; Chordata; Actinopteri; Syngnathiformes; Syngnathidae
Product: moesin a
Cellular component (GO): cytoskeleton
Molecular function (GO): actin binding
Source: RefSeq, a predicted model, not a curated record
UGUCUGGCUGCUGUCCUGUCAUCGGCCUGGGUGUGGUUUGAGAGUCCGGGUACCGUUAGCAGGAAGCCGAGCUUUCGAGCUCAUUUCACUUCGAAGGCGACACAAAAGACAUAUUUUCUCCGAAAGAGUUUUCUUCUCGUUUCUUCCAACUAGCAAACGAAAGGUAGCAUCGUAUUGGACAGGAAAGCGUUAGAUUGGCGCCGUUAUUCUGAUGGGAAAAAGUUUUCUGCUGGUUUCGCCGACUGCUCGUCUGUUCUAUUCGUUUUUUUGCUGUGCUUUUUCCUUGUUUUAACCUGAAGCGGACCACUGAAAGCAAAGAUGCCCAAAACGAUUAGUGUGCGAGUCACCACGAUGGAUGCAGAACUGGAGUUUGCCAUCCAGCCCACUACAACAGGAAAACAACUAUUUGACCAAGUGGUGAAGACCAUCGGGCUGCGGGAAGUUUGGUACUUUGGACUCCAGUACCAGGAUACAAAGGGUUUAUCCACAUGGCUCAAGCUCAAUAAGAAGGUCACGGCCCAAGAUGUGAGGAAGGAGAGCCCUCUGCUGUUUAAGUUCCGUGCCAAGUUCUUUCCUGAGGAUGUGUCAGAGGAAUUAAUCCAGGAUGCCACCCAGAGGCUUUUCUUCCUUCAGGUGAAGGAGGGAAUCCUCAAUGAUGAUAUCUACUGCCCCCCAGAGACAGCAGUCCUCCUGGCCUCCUAUGCAGUGCAAGCCAAAUAUGCGGACUACAACAAGGAAGUCCACACACUAGGUUAUCUUUCAAAUGAGCAUCUGCUCCCGCAGAGAGUUCUGGACCAGCACAAACUCAGCAAAGACCAGUGGGAGGAGAGGAUUCAAGUGUGGCAUGAAGAACACAAAGGAAUGAUGAGAGAGGAAUCCAUGAUGGAGUACCUGAAAAUUGCCCAAGACCUUGAGAUGUAUGGAGUCAACUACUUCAACAUCAAAAAUAAGAAAGGAACAGAGCUGUGGCUGGGAGUGGAUGCAUUGGGACUCAACAUUUACGAACAGAAUGAUAAAAUGACACCCAAAAUUGGAUUCCCCUGGAGCGAAAUCAGGAAUAUUUCCUUCAACGACAAGAAGUUUGUCAUCAAACCAAUUGACAAAAAAGCACCAGACUUUGUGUUUUACGCUCCGAGGCUGCGCAUCAACAAGCGCAUUCUGUCUCUCUGCAUGGGAAAUCACGAGCUGUAUAUGCGUCGCCGCAAGCCAGACACCAUUGAAGUACAGCAGAUGAAGGCUCAGGCUCGGGAGGAGAAGAAUCUCAAGAAGAUGGAACGAGCCCUACUGGACAAUGAAAAGAGGAAAAGGGAAGCUGCAGAGAAGGAAAAAGAGAAAAUUGAAAAAGAAAAAGAGGAAUUAAUGGAACGGUUAAGGCAGAUUGAGGAGCAGACCAAAAAGGCACAACAAGAGCUGGAGGAGCAAACACUGAGGGCUCUGGAGUUGGAACAGGAGAGGAAGCGAGCUCAGGAGGAGGCUGAGCGUUUGGAGGCGGAUCUUAAAGGCGCAGAGGAUGCCAAGAUGGCUCUGUUGCAGCAGUCAGAAAACCAGAUGAAGAACCAAGAGCACCUGGCCACCGAGUUAGCAGAGCUGACGUCUAAGAUUUCCCUCCUGGAGGAUUCCAAGAAGAAGAAGGAAGAGGAGGCAACGCUGUGGCAACAUAAGGCCACCAUGGUGCAGCAGGACUUGGAGAAGACCAAAGAAGAGCUCAAAAACAAAGUGACGGUGGCCCACGUUCAGGAGCCCCUUAACACCGAGAACGAGCACGAUGAGAACGACGAAAGCAGUGCAGAGGCCAGUGCCGAGUUCACGUCUGCCGCCACGUACAAGGAUCGUAGUGAGGAGGAGCGCAUGACCGAAGCGGAGAAGAAUGAACGUUUGCAGAAACAUCUACUGGCUUUAAGCUCAGAACUGGCCAAUGCUCGAGAUGAGACCAAGAAGACGGUGAACGACAUCAUCCACGCUGAGAACAUGCGAGCGGGACGAGACAAGUACAAGACCCUCAGACAGAUCCGGUCAGGGAACACCAAGCAGCGUAUUGAUGAGUUUGAAUGCAUGUGAUAUGGCUGCCAGCCAUAUGGCGGCACGGCAGGUCGUGGGUCACUCAGCUCUAAGUCUCCUCCCAAUGAAUCAGCUUCCAAACAGCACAAUGUCCAAACAUGGAAAACGCCAUUUGCUAGCUUCCUAACGCUGACUUUAGGCGCGCCACUGGUGGAUAAGGGACAUAUUAUAUUUUAGAACACUUUUCAAGCUUAUCAGUGAUCGACCACAUUUCCAGAGCCACAUUUUGUCAUUGUGAGCUAAGAUUUCUGUCACAUUCUUGUAUCGUCCCUUCAAAAUAAAAGACCCCAAGGCCAGUUUUAACGCUGUGCCUGUUAGAUAUGUAUUUCUGCUGUAAUCAUGCAAUCUGCAUUUUUCUGAUUAUAUUCAUGAUCCCAUGAUGAAUACAGCUGGUGAUUGUUUUGCUGCAUCAGCAUCAACUGAUUCUUUUUUACAAUUGGGGAAAAGAGCAAACUCGUGCAAACCCGAAAACAUUUGAGUUAUUUGUGGUGUUGAAUUGGAAGACAACUGAACAUCAAGUUUGAACAUCAGAGUGAAGCUCUGAGUUUAGAGUUAGGCUUUUAGUUUUUCAUGUAUGAGCUUUUAAUCAAAUAGUUUUGUUAUUACUGAUGGCUGCAGAUUUUCUCUCCGACAAUGCAAACAUCCUACAGUAUGUCUUCUGUAAAAUGGAAUAAAAAAGCUGAAAUGUCUUUUGCAUAUAAUAAUUUCCUUUAACACGCACUGGAAUAUCGCAGUUUGCAAUAUUAAUAGGGAUGUCCCGACUGACCAUCCACUGUAUUUUGAAAAUCGGAUCAAAUUGGCUUCCGCCACAAGAUUUGGCCGAUCACGGUUGUAACCCUGGGCCACACUCCAACACGGGAGGUGCCCUAAUGCGCCUCAACGCCGCUUGCCACUAGACUGGCACUACCAACGCCGCCAUGCAGACAUGUCUGUGGUGUACUUUGGCGAAGUUAGUUUCAUGUUGGACUACAGCGGUAGUUCCCCCUCUGUACCCGGACUGCUGUGUCAUGGUGCCGCUCUAACUACUAGGGACCCUCAAAUAAAUCCAAGUGAGAUUGUCAUUUCACUUUAAAACACACACCAAAUUGAUCUAUAAUCAUGUGAAAUGAUUAGUCCAAAAAUAUUUGGCGCACCCAUUUUUUCCAACUUUAUGUUUUAUUGCAUAGGACCUGACUGACAAUAUUAUUGAAUUGUUGAAUUAAAAAGUACAUACUAGGGUUGAAGUAUUUUUAAUGCAUGAAAGAGCUAUUUUCAUAACCAUAUUCCAUCCAUCCAUUUUCUAUAGCGCUUCUCCUCAUUAGGGCUGUGGGGACUUUGGGCGAGAGGCCUGGACUGGUCGCCAGCCAUAACCAAAUUCAAUUCCACAAUUUCUUGUUUGUAACAAAAGCUUAAUAUUACAAAAAAAAAGAUUCAGGAUAGGAUUGGCAAGACUAUUAAAAAAAUGGGAUCGGAAGCCAAAAAAUGUGGAUGGGGACAUCCUAGUAUUAACCAAAACAACAAUGAGCAGUAUCUCCAAUUCUUGCAUUCUAAAAAUAUACUGUAUGGAUUUAAUUCAUAACUUUUGUAUUGUUGUGAUUUGGAUUUUUCUGAUGUGAUAAAAUCAUGUACGAUGUCAUUUAAAAAACCACCGUGGUGGAUAUUUUUGUAUAUGAAAUCAUCAGCACAGAAGACAGUGUUACUUUGUAAAUGAAUGAGGUGGCUGACGUCUGUUCUCCAUGAAGUUGAAGGAACAAGCAACACCUUGAUUGGACCAAUGAAAACGUACAUUCCACUUCACAACUCCAGUUCAACUUGAAAUGAAUCUGGCCCGAAUGUUAUUUACCACAAAUAUUCGGCACAAGAAGGGUUUUGCUUGUUCCAAAAAAUUUGAGAUAGUCUUUGAAAGCUGUAUUUACAUUAUUUUGCAAGGCCAAAAUAAAAGUAUUAUAGCAGUAGGUGUUUCUUUUUACUCAAUUUGGAUGAAUUUGUACCUAGAUGCAAUUUAUUAUACAGUAUUUUUGUCAAUUGCUGCGUAUAUUUCUUCCACAAAGUAUCUAAUACAAGAAUACAGUUGCUAUUUUGGAUACCUUUUGAUGCCUUUGACUAUAACUUAUUGAAUGAUGCUGUACUGUAUUUCACCUGAACAAGCUCAUACUGCAUGUGGAAGAGGAGACAUUUUACUCCACUUGAAAUAUGAAAUAUGAAUUACCGGUUAGGAUUUUCUGCAGACAGUGCCUUGCUCAAGUUGAUCAUCAGAACUUUUUUUGCUUCAAGUCUUCCUUUUCACCAGUGAAUAAAAAAGCCAGAAAAAAAAUGCUUUA